Erinaceus europaeus (western European hedgehog) is the source of this 3205-nucleotide messenger RNA. RefSeq names its product sodium channel and clathrin linker 1 (gene SCLT1). The transcript is spliced from 21 exons. Gene Ontology annotation, biological process: clustering of voltage-gated sodium channels; cilium assembly. The record is from RefSeq and is a predicted model, not a curated record. Bases 178 to 2238 code for a protein of 686 amino acids. Gene Ontology annotation, cellular component: centriole. NCBI's taxonomy places the organism in Eukaryota, Metazoa, Chordata, Mammalia, Eulipotyphla, Erinaceidae.
CCGACGCGCUGACGUGACGGCGUCGCCGUCUCCAAGGAGCGGCCCCGCUCGCGUUUCAAAGUCGCGGGGCGGGACGCGGCCACCCGGGGACACGGUUCCCGCGCACAUCGUGGCCGUCGGCGCCCGGGAGGAGGCGGCGCGCGACCGACGGACGCCUCGAGGGACCCCGGGGGCGGCAUGGCGGCCUUGUCCCGCGAGCAAAAUCAAAAACUAAAUGAUGCUUACAAAAAUUAUCAAGUGGACAGUUUUACCAAGUAUUCAGCAAUACAGAAGGCCGACCUCAAGGGAGACGGAGAUGACCUUCUAGGAAACUCAGUAGUGGACCAGCAAAGCCUUCUAACUCCUGUUCUUGCUGAAUAUGAGAGGAAUCUAGAAGAGCAAAAUGGGCAGCUGAAAUAUUAUCAGAAGCAGAUGGGUGAGAUGAAAGUGCGGCUCCAAACUGUCAUCAAGGAGAACGAAAGGUUGCACAGUGAAUUAAAGGAAGCUGUUGAGAAGCAGCUAGAAGCUCUUCCCUUGGAUACAGAGAUCGAGAAUGACACGCACGCCGAUGAUGAGACCGUGAGGAGCCUUCAGGAGCAGUUGCAACUCGCCAACCAAGAAAAACACCAGGCUGUGGAACUCUGGCAGACUGUGUCUCAGGAGCUGGAAAGACUGCAGAAAAUCUACCAGGAACAUAUGACUGAGGCCCAGAUCCAUGUAUUCGAAAGUCAAAAGCAAAAGAACCAGCUGACCAGUUUUCAGCAGCUGACCAAGCGCCUUCACCUGACUAACGAGAACAUAGAAAUGACCAACCAGCACUACGUGAGAGCAGUGAGCGAGCAGAGUGUGGAGAUCGAGCAGCUCCGAAAGCAGCUGAGGCAGGCCAAGCUGGAGCUGAGAGCUGCGGCGGCCAAAGUGGAGGAGUUGACCACGGCGGCCGGAGACCUUCAAGGGCAGAUGAAGAGAAUGGAGGAGGAUGUGGCAUCUGCCCAAGGGAGAGAGGAAGCGUCGGACCGGCGACUGCAGCAGCUGCAGACCACUCUCCGACAGCUGGAGGCCAGACUCCGGGUGGAGAUCCAAGAAGCCAACCAACUAAAAGCAGAAAAGACACAUUUGGAGAAGCAGACAGCAGACUUGCAAGCAAAGUGCCAGGAGUUAGAAGGCGAGAAGUUCGAGGCCAUCGUGCAGGCCAGGAAUAGCAUGCAGCUCCUGGAGGAAGCCCACCUUCAGAAACACCAGGCUCUGCUUGAAGAGAAGCAAAAGGAAGAGGAGAUGGAGAGAAUGAAAGAAACGCUGUCUCGCGUGGUCCAGGACGCUGCCGUCAGGACCAGAAAGGAAGUGGUAAGCACAAGAAAACAAUAUAACGCGCAGAUCUCUCAGCUGACAGAAGAACUCUCAGCCCUUCAGAUGGAAUGUGGUGAGAAACAAAGCCAAAUCGAGCGGGCCAUUAGGGAGAAGAAAGCCGUGGAAGAAGAGCUGGAAAAGGUCUGCCAGGAAGGCCGAGGGAGCGAGGGCGACCGCCGCCGGCUGGAGGAGAUGCACCAGCGCUGCCUGCUGGCCGAGCGCGCCAGAGACGAGCUGCAGCUGAGGCUGCGGACGGCGGAAAACAGCAGCCGCCAGCGGGAGAUGAAUUCCUCAGAAGAGAUAUCGCGUUGCCAAGAAAUGAUUCAGAAACUUCAAAAUGUACUUGAAUCGGAGAGAGAGAACUGUGGGCUUGUCAGUGAGCAAAGGCUGAAGCUGCAGCAAGAAAAUGAGCAGCUGCAGAAAGAGACAGAGGCUCUGAGGAAGGCCGCUCUCCAGGCCCAGAAGCAAGCCAGAUUAAAGAUCAGCACGAUGGAGCACGAGUUUUCAGUGAGGGAGCACGGGCUGGAGGCUCAGCUGCGUGAGCUGGAGGACAGCGGCCGGAGCUCCACCGUGGAGCUGCGGCACCUCCUGGUCACCCAGCAGAAGGCGGCCAGCAAGUGGAGGGCGGAGACCAAGAAGCUGACGGAGAACGCCGAGACCAGGGUCCGCAGCCUCAAGAGUGAGCUGAGUCGGCAGAAGCUGCAAACGCAGGAGCUGCUCUCCCAGCUGGAGAUGGCGCACAACAAGGCGGCAGAGAAUGAGAAGCUGCUUCAGGAGCACCAAGAAAAGGCCGCCCGCCUGCAGAGGCGCCUGACGCAGGCAGAGCAGAGAGCCGCGGCCGCCGCCCAACAGCUCGGCGCGGCCGCCGUGCAGAGGAGAAGAGCGGCCUCCAUGAUGAACCUGGACAGUGUCUAGCCGCCUCUUCACCGCAGCCCGGCCGCACCCGGCGGGGUGGGCGCUGGAGCCUCCUCGGGCGGGAGCCGGACCCUUGGGAAUAACGCAGCUGGGCCGGGCCCGUCAUCUCCUACCGGCCGGCCGGCACGCAGGAGCCCAGGACUUGGUUGGGGCGCCGAGUCCGAGUCCGAGUCCGCCUGCAGUGAACCCCGAGUGCCCGAAGACCCGGCGAUGACCCGGUGCCUGCCGCAGUGACGGGGCCGCCGGACAGCGGGGCUCCUGUGCCGGCAGGGAAGCGGUGCGGACAGGCCGGGGACGGGUCUGCGGCUGGGCGCUUGGCUCCUGCGGGCGGGCGGGAAGUCCCCGGCCGCCACCUCGGGCUCCGCAGCUGAACUGGUGGCUGAGAGGCCGCUGCUCCUGCUCCUCGUCUCAAAUGGCGCCCAAGUCGGUGGCCCUGAGAGAGAGGCCGCAGUUGAGGCCGGAAGGCUGGCCGCGAUUGAGCCUGGGGCGGGUGGCCCGAGGGGACUCGGCUUCACACCAGCCCAGAGCGCCCACUGGGUUCACCCACCAAGCACAGUGCUGCCGUGACUCGACGCGCCCCGCGGACAUCCAGGACCGCUCUGCGGACAUCCAGGACCGCCCUGCCCCAGCCUCGUCUCUGCUGUCGGACCCGUGGCCUGUACACGGGACGAGGGACAGUGGCCACGGCGACCAUCAUUCCCGCCGUCCCCUUCGAGGCCGGGCCGCGCCUUGCAGGCCACACACGGCUUUGACGUCGAGUCCCAGGACGGAGUUAUGGGCCCGGGCCCAUCGUCACCACGGCCUCCGGUGGACGGGGCUUGACUCCGCGGCUGCCCCGUGGCUGGGCAGGGACGGCCCCUCUCUCAGGUGGCCCCGGCUGUCCCGUCUGUCAGCAUUUUCCUGUGCGUCCUGCAUACGGGCACGUGAGGGCUGGGGUUGGAAAGGCGAAUAAAUACUAAGGGAAGGG